AUGUUGUGUGGACCACCUCUACAACCUUGUUUCCCCACUAGGAGCUCCAAAAAGAAACUCACAUUAGGCGCUAUUAUUGCCAUCGCUGUUGGAGGGGCAUUGGCGCUGUUUCUUGUAGUCCUAAUCAUAUUCGUGUGCUGCCUCAAGAGAAAAGAGAGUAAGGGCAAUAGUGUGCUGAAAGGGAAGCCUGCUAGUGGUGGAAGGAGUGAGAAACCCAGGGAGGAAUUUGGUAGUGGGGCGCAAGAGCCAGAGAAAAACAAGCUGCUUUUCUUUGAAGGCUGCCCUUAUAAUUUUGAUCUUAAGGAUUUACUGAGGGCUUCAGCUGAAAUGCUGGGAAAGGGAAGCUGUUGGACUGCAUAUAAGGCUGUCUUGGAGGAAUCAACAGCAGUUGUGGUAAAAAGGCUGAAAGAAGUCAUGGUGGGGAAAAAGCAAUUUGAACAGAAGCUGUUCAUCAUAGGGAGAGUGGGUCAGCACCCAAAUGACUCUAGAGUUAAAAUCUCCCUUGGAGCUGCAAAGGGCAUUGCUCAUGUACAUUCUGUUGGUGGUGCAAAAUUUUCUCACGACAACAUUAAGUCCUCAAAUGUCCUCCUCAACCUAAAUCUAUAUGGUUGUGUCUCUGAUGUCAGCUUAACCCCUCUUAUGAGCUUCCCUGCCACUCCAUCUAGGAAUGCAGGGUACCGUGCUCCUGAGGUGAUUGAAACACAAAAGCACACUCAUAAAUCGGAUGUGUGCAGUUAUGGCAUCCUACUACUUGAGAUGCUUACUGGAAAGCAAUCAAUUCAAUCCCCAGCACAUGAUGACACCGUUGAUCUCCCUAGGUGGGUCCAGUCGGUUGUCAAAGAGGAAUGGAAAACUGAAGUUUUUGAUGUUGGGUUGAUGAAAUCACAAAACAUUGAAGAAGAGAUGGUGCAGAUGCUCCAAAUUGCCAUGGCAUGCGUUGCAAGGUUGGCAGACAUGCGACCCGGCAUGGAUGAAGUUGUUAAAAUGAUUGAAGAGAUCCGGCCACCUGACUUGGGAGAAUCAACCAUCAUCGGAAUAAAACAAUUCCAAGCAGUAAAAUGUGCAUACCCCAUGGUCUCCUGGGAGAUCAUCAUUUUUUAUUUCAAGUUUUCCAUUUGUCAAUUCUGGAGAAAUUCAUCUGAUACAAGGCACAAUUCAAUGCAUUCACAUAGUAAGGUUUUGCCAGUUCCAAAUCAAAAUUUGCUUAUGCCUGCCCUAAAGUUUUCAGGCUUCAUUCUGACAGUAAAUCAAGGGUUGGAAAAUGGAAAGGUAGCCCGACAGGCCAUGGGCAAGCACGGCCCAACACAUGGGCAAGCAUCUUCAUUUGGAGAUGCUCUUAGAAUUGUUUAUAGAACCAGAAAACGGGAGGAAAAAAAAAGAAAGGAAUUGGCUACAAUAUCAGUGUAA
Ilex paraguariensis (yerba mate) is the source of this 1407-nucleotide messenger RNA. NCBI's taxonomy places the organism in Eukaryota, Viridiplantae, Streptophyta, Magnoliopsida, Aquifoliales, Aquifoliaceae. The record is from the annotation of a GenBank genome assembly.